This is a messenger RNA of Yarrowia lipolytica CLIB122, 1185 nucleotides long. RefSeq lists its product as uncharacterized. Gene Ontology annotation, cellular component: methionyl glutamyl tRNA synthetase complex. NCBI's taxonomy places the organism in Eukaryota, Fungi, Ascomycota, Dipodascomycetes, Dipodascales. The record is from RefSeq and is a predicted model, not a curated record. Gene Ontology annotation, molecular function: tyrosine-tRNA ligase activity; tRNA binding.
AUGCCCUUCGAUCUUCUCACAAAGGCCUUUGCCAAGAAGCUGAACCUUUCCGAGUCUCCCCUUACUGAGGAGGAGCUCCUCGGCAAGCUCAACGCUGAUUUCCCUGCUCUUUCCGAGAUCCAGCAGGCCGAACAGAACCAGUGGAUCACCUUGUCCAAGCGAGUUGACGAGCCCACCACCAUCGACCAGCUCAAUGACGCUCUUAAAUCCAAGACCUACCUGAUCACCGACUCUGCUCAGGCUUCUCUCGCUGAUGCAGCCGUCUUCUCGGCCCUGUACGCCUCUCUCAAGGAGUGGAAGGAGGAUCAGGUCAAGGCACACCGACACAUUAUCCGAUGGGCUGACCUCAUCCAGAACAUUGGUCUGUUUGAUCUCGCUGCUGCCGACAAGAUCGUUGUCAACUACAACCUCGAGGUCCCCCGAGAGAUCAAGGAGAAACCCAAGAAGGACGACAAGAAGGAUGCAGGUAAGGACCCCAAGGCUGUCAAGGGUGGAAAGGACACUUCCAAGGACGCUAAGAAGGAGGCCCCCAAGGAUGAGGCCCCCAAGUUUAAGGGCAAGCCCGAUCCUGAGACCCUUGCUGCCCUUAAGGCCGCCAAGGAGAAGAAGAAGAAGGAGAAGAAGCCCCAGGCCCAGGCUCAGCCCGAGGCUGUUGUUCCCAACCCUGGUAUGAUUGAUUUCCGAGUUGGCCACAUCCAGAAGGCCAUCAAGCAUCCUGAUGCUGACUCUCUGUAUGUUUCUACCAUCGACAUGGGUGAUGCUGAGGGACCCCGAACUGUCUGCUCUGGUCUUGCCGGCAUCAUUCCUCUCGAGGACAUGCAGGACCGAUACGUUGUCUGUGUGGCCAACCUAAAGCCCGUUACCAUGCGAGGCAUCAAGUCUUGCGCCAUGGUUCUGUGUGCUUCCCGAGAGAAUGAAGACCCUCACUCCAAGGAGGUUGAGUUCGUCAACCCUCCCAAGGGCGCCAAGGCCGGAGAGAAGAUCUUCUUCGAGACCUACGACCAGACCCCCGAGAAGCAACUCAACCCCAAGAAGAAGAUCUGGGAGGCUUGCCAGGCUGGUUUUACCACCAACGAGAACAAGGAGGUUAUCUACAAGAAGGAGGGCGAGCCUGACCGAAAGCUCAUCGUCAAGGAUGGCCAGGUUCUGUCCUGCAACAACUUCGUCGGUGCAUGUGUCAGAUAA